Messenger RNA from Syngnathus acus (greater pipefish), 2945 nucleotides. It is a transcript of the gene trpc1, whose product is annotated as transient receptor potential cation channel, subfamily C, member 1. The coding region runs from base 308 to 2764 and encodes 818 amino acids. Gene Ontology annotation, biological process: regulation of cytosolic calcium ion concentration; calcium ion transmembrane transport; manganese ion transport. NCBI's taxonomy places the organism in Eukaryota, Metazoa, Chordata, Actinopteri, Syngnathiformes, Syngnathidae. Gene Ontology annotation, cellular component: cation channel complex; membrane. The record is from RefSeq and is a predicted model, not a curated record. Gene Ontology annotation, molecular function: protein binding; store-operated calcium channel activity; inositol 1,4,5 trisphosphate binding. The transcript is spliced from 12 exons.
GCGCAGUAGGCGCCUCGGCCCAAGCAUCACCAUCAGAAGCAGCAGCAGCAUCAGGACCACCGAGCUCUCCCCCCACCCCCAUCAACGAUGAUGGCGCAUGUAAACACGGCGCUCGUCCUCUCGUCUUCCCGGACCCUCAACCGCCACUUCCUCCCGUCGAUCUGACGUCACGACCGCGUUCUCGCGUGCAUGCGUGCGUGCGCAAGCAAGCUUUGGACUCCGGCUGACAUUGUAAUGGUCACACCGCGAAGCGCUUGCAACAAAAGGCAGCCUUGAGAAACCCCCUCGGCUCUAGAGUAGGGGGGAUAUGCACGUCAGUGUUUGGCCCAGCUCGCUCUCUGUCGUGAUGGCAGCGCUGUACCAGGGCACGGACGCUUCCUCCCCGGAUAAAUUCCUCGCCCUGAAAGACGUCAGGGAAGUGAAGGAGGAGACCACGCUGGAUGAGAAGCUCUUUCUGCUUGCCUGCGAGAAAGGUGACUACUACAUGGUGAAGAAACUACUGGAGGAAAACAGGCACGGCGAGCUCAACGUCAACAGCGUGGACGUGCUCGGCCGCGACGCCGUCACCAUCACCAUCGAGAACGAGAACCUCAACAUUCUGCAGCUUCUGCUCGAGCACGGCUGCCAGGCCACAGACGCCCUGCUGGUGGCCAUCGACUCGGAAGUGGUGGGAGCUGUGGACAUCCUCCUCAACCACAGACCCAGACGCGCAUCCAAGCCAUCCAUCGCCAAACUAAUGCAACGAAUCCAGAACCCCGAGUAUUCCACGACCAUGGACGUGGCUCCUGUCAUCCUGGCGGCGCACAGGAACAACUACGAAAUCCUGACCAUGCUUCUGAAGCAGGAUAUCUCGCUGCCACGGCCGCACGCCGUCGGAUGCGAGUGCACGCUCUGCAACGCCAAGAACAAGAAGGACAGCUUGCGGCAUUCCAGGUUCCGCUUGGACAUCUACCGCUGCCUAGCUAGCCCUUCGCUCAUUAUGCUAACAGAGGAAGACCCCAUCCUCAGGGCCUUUGAGCUGAGCACAGAUCUCAAGGAGCUCAGCCUGGUGGAGGUGGAGUUCAGGAACGACUACGAGGAGCUAGCCAAACAGUGCAAGAUGUUCGCCAAGGACCUGCUGGCUCAGGCUCGCAACUCCAGAGAGCUGGAGGUCAUCCUCAACCACACGUCCAACGAGGAUCCGGUGGACAAGCGGGGGCUCCUGGAGGAGCGCAUGAACCUCAGCCGCCUCAAACUGGCCAUCAAGUACAACCAGAAGGAGUUUGUGUCCCAGUCCAACUGUCAGCAGUUCCUCAACACGGUGUGGUUCGGCGAGACGGCCAGCUACCGUCGCAAGCACACCUGCCUGAAGAUCGCCACGGUGCUGAGCGUGGCCGUGCUGUGGCCGCUGCUGUCUUUCUGUUACCUACUGGUGCCGCGUUCCCGCGUGGGCCAGAUCAUCCACACGCCCUUCGUCAAGUUCAUCAUCCACAGCGCUUCCUAUUUUACCUUCCUACUACUGCUCAACCUCUACUCGCUAGUCUACAACGAAGGCAAGAAGAACACCAUGGGCCCGGCGCUGGAGAUGAUAGACUACCUGCUCAUCCUUUGGAUCAUAGGAAUGGUGUGGUCGGACGUGAAACGUCUUUGGUACGAGGGGCUGGAAGACUUCCUGGACGAGUCGAGGAACCAGCUGAGCUUUGUGAUGAAUUCCCUUUAUUUGGCUACCUUUGCCCUCAAGAUAGUUGCUAACAGCAAGGUACACACACACACACAUAUACACACAUAUACACUCAUAUACACACACGUUUUCUUUCCUCCGCAGUUCAAGAAUGUGGAGGACACCGAGAGAAAGAACUGGGAUGCUUUCCAUCCCAUCCUGGUGGCCGAGGGCUUGUUCGCCUUUGCCAACGUCCUCAGCUAUCUGCGCCUCUUCUUCAUGUACACCACCAGCUCCAUCCUGGGGCCGCUGCAGAUCUCCAUGGGUCAGAUGCUGCAGGAGUUCGGUAAGUUCCUGGGUCUAUUCCUGCUGGUCUUGUUCUCCUUCACUAUCGGACUCACCCAGCUCUACGGAAAGGACCGGAAAGAUCCGGAUAAGAGUCCGCCUAGCGACUGCCAGGGUAUUUUCUGCCAGCAGCAGAGCAACGACGCCUUCCACACGUUUAUGGGCACGUGCUACGCCCUCUUUUGGUACAUUUUCUCGUUGGCUCACGUGGCGCUCUUCGUGACCCGCAUCAGUUACACGGAGGAACUGCGCUCUUUUGUGGGCGCUCUGAUUAUCGGAACCUACAACAUCGUGGUGGUCAUUGUGUUGACAAAGCUGCUGGUGGCCAUGCUCCAUAAAAGUUUUAGACAAAUUGCUAAUCACGAAGACAAGGAGUGGAAGUUCGCUCGAGCCAAAUUGUGGCUCAGCUAUUUUGACGACAAGUGUACGAUGCCGCCCCCAUUCAACAUCCUGCCCUCGCCCAAGACCGUCUGCUACCUGCUCACCAGUAUGAGCAAGUGGAUCUGCUCGCAUACCUCCAAGGGACGGGUCAAGAGACAGAACAGCCUGAAGGAAUGGAAGAACCUGAAACAAAAACGCGACGAGAACUACCAGAAGAUUAUGUGCUGCCUGGUGCAUCGAUACCUGACAUCCACGCGGCAGAAGAUGCAGAGCACCGACCAAGCCACCGUGGAGAACCUCAACGACCUGCGCCAAGACCUGUCCAAGUUCCGCAACGAGAUGCGGGACCUGCUGGGCUUCCGUACUUCCAAAUACGCCAUGUUCUACCCCAGGAGCUAGAAGCCUUUUUACCUUUGCUCUUGACUUCUCCUCCUGCUACUCAUUUAUUCUUUGAGAGGAAAACAAAAACUGACUGACUAAGGCGAACUAGAAACACAAUCCAUGCAUUCUCCCGUUUUUCUAAAGACAGGAAGCCGUUGUUUUGAACAGAGAUACCAAUAAAUAUUUAUGCAAAAUUUCA